UAAAAAAAAUAUUUUCUACAUUUCAAGAGCUUGAAGAAGCGCGAUGCGUAAUGGGAUAUGUAUCUUGGUCCACGUGGUUGAACAAACGUCUGAUCGUGUUGUCAGUACCAGACAUUCAUAAUGGUUGGAUUGAAGAAGAAAAGUAAACGCAUCACAACAAAGAGGCGUGUCAAAAUUGAAAAGAAGAUCAAAGAACACAACAGAAAGAAAAAAAAGGAAGCAAGAAAUAAUCCAAGGAAAGGAAAGAAAAAAGACCCGGGUGUUCCAAACAGUCUGCCUUUCAAACAGCUGGUUUUAGAAGAGGCAGAGUUACAAAAGAAAAAGCGAGAUGAAGAAAGGGAGAAACAGAGACAAAAGCAGAAGAAAGAACGAGAAAAGUUGAACAAAAAUAGAAACCUUGAGGAGCUUGUGGAUGAUGCUAAUAAGCGGCAGCAAGAGUUUGAGAAAAAGAAAGCUGCUCAAGAAAAGAAGGCCUUGGGUGAAAAACAAAAGAAGCCACCAGAGAGUUCCCUGAAAGCUUAUUUCAGGGAAUUUAGGAAGGUGGUUGAUACAGCUGAUGUUGUCCUUGAAAUUCUGGAUGCAAGAGACCCAUUGGGCAGUCGCUGUCAGGCUUUGGAAGCUGAAGUUCUUUCCUCUGGCACCACCAAAAAGCUGGUGCUAGUUCUGAACAAAAUAGAUCUCGUUCCCAAGGAGAAUGUAGAAGCAUGGUUGACAUACCUGCGCAAUGAAUUUCCAACAGUAGCAUUCAAGGCCUCAACACAAAUGCAAAAUGACCACCUGUCACAAAGAAAGGCAUCACUUGCUUCUGCAAGUGCUGAUCUGAUAAAGUCCAGCCAUUGUCUGGGUGCUGAUGUUCUCAUGAAACUGCUAGGCAAUUACUGCCGAAAUCAAAAUGUGCGGACAUCGAUUAGAGUGGGUGUAGUUGGCUUUCCAAACACCGGCAAAAGUAGUAUUAUUAACAGCCUGAAGAGAUCCAGAACCUGCAGUGUUGGAGCAACUCCUGGCGUUACAAAAACUAUGCAGGAAGUAAUUCUUGACAAGCACAUCAGGCUUCUGGACAGCCCAGGUGUUGUCAUGGCAACUCAGCAGUCUGAAACAGCUGCAGUACUGAGGAAUGUUGUUAGGCUGGAAGAACUGGAUGAUCCAGUCCCAGCUGUUGAUGCAAUUUUGAAGCGCUGCAGUAAGGCACAAAUGAUGCUACACUAUAACCUUGCAGACUUUAAGAAUGUUGACGAGUUUCUAGCGUUGUUAGCAAUACGAAGAGGACAGCUUCGUAAAGGAGGGGUUCCUGACACCAAAGCAGCAGGUCGAGCGGUGCUAAAAGACUGGACAAGUGGGAGAAUUACAUACUAUACCCACCCACCAGAACAGCAUCAGCUACCGACCCAUAUCAGUGCUAGCAUUGUGUCGGAGAUGAGCAAAUCAUUUGACAUAGAAAGCCUUUUAACUGACGAAUCAAACAUUCUGAAAGGUCUCGUUCCAACAAAGAGCAGUCACAUGCUGGUGGAUUCUGUGGGGCCACUCCCGGUUAUAGUUGAGGAAUCCGAUUUACCAGAGGAUGGAUGUAGUGAAACUAAGGAGAAGAGUAAUCCAGAAGAGGAAGAUAGUGGUGAAAAAAUGGUUGAUGAAGAUGAGGAUAAAGAUGACCUUGGGGAGAUGGGCAAAGUGACUGUAUCGUUACCCAGUUCUAGAACUGAAGAAGCCAGCAAAGUGGAGCCAACUUUAGGAGUAAAGCGAAAGAGAGCAGACACCAGCCAGCCUAGUGGCUCAGGUUUAAACUCUGAAAAUACUCAGUCAAACAAACUCCGAAAGAAGGCAUUUAAGAAGAUGAAGAAAGACAGGAAAAGAGCUGAUGUUGUGUCCGACAAGCUGUCAAGUGCACUAGAUACUGCAUUUGGUGUUGGCCUUGGAGAUGACAGUGGUGAUGAUUAUGACUUUUCAACAGAUUUCACGUGAUGUUUACUGGGGGUUUAGAAGACUUUUCAUACAAUAAAUAGAAGUCUUUCAUUAUUAAUGAUUUGUUUGGAAAUUUAAGAUCAUGUGUAAAUUGGCUUCCAAGAUACUGUCCCAUCUGUGUUUCUCUAAAACAUUGCCUAAAGCUGGAUGUUCUUUGUCAAAUAAACUUUUACAUGCUUUGA
Messenger RNA from Pomacea canaliculata, 2138 nucleotides. RefSeq names its product guanine nucleotide-binding protein-like 3 homolog. The record is from RefSeq and is a predicted model, not a curated record. Bases 121 to 1956 code for a protein of 611 amino acids. NCBI's taxonomy places the organism in Eukaryota, Metazoa, Mollusca, Gastropoda, Architaenioglossa, Ampullariidae. Gene Ontology annotation, molecular function: GTP binding. Gene Ontology annotation, cellular component: nucleolus. The transcript is spliced from 17 exons.